This is a messenger RNA of Penicillium roqueforti, 903 nucleotides long. RefSeq names its product prenyltransferase spyF. Gene Ontology annotation, molecular function: transferase activity, transferring alkyl or aryl (other than methyl) groups. NCBI's taxonomy places the organism in Eukaryota, Fungi, Ascomycota, Eurotiomycetes, Eurotiales, Aspergillaceae. The coding region runs from base 1 to 903 and encodes 300 amino acids. The record is from RefSeq and is a predicted model, not a curated record. The transcript has 4 exons. Gene Ontology annotation, cellular component: membrane.
AUGGUUGGUUCAAUGGAGAACCCUGGUUCAUGGGACCUUGCCUGUCUUCUGAUCAGCACCUCGCGGUUCAACCGAUAUAUGCCCUACUACACGAUGAUGGCCGCUGUAUGGUCUACCUUGAUUGCUGGCGCUUUAAAGUUGCAAGAGGAUCCCGCCAGUCUCUCUGUCGAGUACAUCCUCUUCAAAGCCGGCCUGUGCUUUGUUCACUGCUUGUUACUAUGCGGUGCUGGGAACACAUGGAACGACCUGAUAGACCGUGAUAUUGACGCCAGGGUGGAAAGGACAAAAAUGCGGCCGUUGGCAUCUGGAAAAGUCUCAACCGUCGAGGCCCUGGUAUGGAUGGUCGAAGCAUCCAGUAUCAUGCUGUAUCCCUACUUGAAACGACCCGUAUUCAGCAGAGUCUUCAUCUACCCCCAGUAUAUCCUUGGCUUGGCCGUCGCCUACCCAUCGAUAACAGGCUGGGCCUCAAUCAACGGGCAAGAGCAGUCCAUGUCUGAGAUCUUCACACAUUGCACCCCGAUCUGCCUUCUUAUCUUCUUCUGGUGCCUCUAUUUCAACACCGCCUACAGUCACCAGGACAGUGUCGACGACCGGAAGAUGAAUAUCAAUUCUGCCUAUGUGGUCGCGGGGCAACGCAUCCGGUUAUUCCUCGCCUUCCUGGGUGCUCUACCACUCGCGGUGAUUCCGUAUGUUGUGUUGAAAAUCAACUCUCCCUGGCUGUGGUUCUCUUGGAUGGCGGUCUGGACCGUUUCUAUUGUGAUGCAGAUUGUUCGGUUCGAUUCGAAGAAGCUUGAAAGUGGCGGGCGUAUUCAUUGGGAGAACUUUCUGUUGGGACUGUGGACUACAGUUGCUUGCAUAGUCGAGGUCGGUCUGCAGAAAGUAGAGUUCUGGAACCUAAUCUAG